Messenger RNA from Dermochelys coriacea (leatherback sea turtle), 4129 nucleotides. RefSeq names its product hyaluronan synthase 1-like. Gene Ontology annotation, molecular function: hyaluronan synthase activity. NCBI's taxonomy places the organism in Eukaryota, Metazoa, Chordata, Testudines, Dermochelyidae. Bases 84 to 1820 code for a protein of 578 amino acids. The transcript has 5 exons. The record is from RefSeq and is a predicted model, not a curated record. Gene Ontology annotation, biological process: extracellular matrix assembly; hyaluronan biosynthetic process.
UGCAGUUCAAAAGCUCCCCCCUCCAGCCGCAGGAAGGGAGCCAGAACCGACAGCACCAGCAGGGAGAGCAGCCGGCAUCAGAGAUGGACCCCAGAAAAGCGCCUAAAUACCUCAUCUCUGCCGGGCGCCGCAUCCUCACCAUCGCCUUUGCCCUGCUCAUCUUGGGGGUCCUGACAUGGGCCUACGUGGCUGGGAUCCAGCUGGUGACUGACCAGUAUCGGAUCAUGGCCUUCGGCCUCUAUGGAGUCUUCCUCGCCGCCCACCUGGUCAUCCAGAGCUUCUUCGCCUCUCUGGAGCACCGGCGGAUGAGGAGGGAGUCGUUGGCCUGUAGCUACACCAAGACGGUGGCGUUGACCAUCUCGGCCUACCAAGAAGACCCCUCCUACCUCUGGCAGUGCCUGGAGUCGGUGCGGGCCACCCUGUACCCCCCAGAGAAGCUGCGGAUCCUCAUGGUGAUCGACGGCAACAGCCCUGACGACCGCUACAUGAUGGACAUGUUCCAGGAGGUCUUCGCCGGCGAGGACGUGGGCACCUAUGUCUGGGAGAACAACUACCAUCAGCAGCCCCCACUGGAGGGCGAAGAGGGGGGCAGUGGCUCCCAGGGGGCAGGAGGGGAGGAGCCUGGACUCUACACUGAGGUGGAGAUGGUGGACCCGGGCCAGCUGGCGGUGGAGGAGUUAAUCCGCUCCAGGCGAUGCGUCUGCAUCAUGCAGCGAUGGGGCGGGAAGCGGGAGGUGAUGUACACGGCCUUCAGGGCGCUGGGCAACUCGGUGGACUUUAUCCAGGUGUGCGACUCAGACACCAAGCUGGACCCCGGCGCCACGGUGGAGAUGGUGAAGGUGUUGGAGGCCAACAAGCACUACGGAGCCGUGGGGGGCGACGUGCGGAUCCUCAACGUCUCCGACUCCUUCAUCAGCUUCAUGAGCAGCCUGCGCUACUGGAUGGCCUUCAACGUGGAGCGCGCCUGCCAGUCCUAUUUCAACUGCGUCUCCUGCAUCAGUGGGCCCCUGGGCCUGUACCGGAACGACCUCCUGCAGCAGUUCCUGGAGUCCUGGUACAACCAGAAAUUCCUGGGCACCCACUGCACCUUCGGCGACGACCGGCACCUCACCAACCGCAUGCUGAGCAUGGGCUACGCCACCAAGUACACAGCCCGCUCCCGCUGCUACUCAGAGACCCCCGCCCACUUCCUGCGCUGGCUGGCCCAGCAGACCCGCUGGACCAAGUCCUACUUCCGCGAGUGGCUCUACAACGCCCUCUGGUGGCACCGGCACCACCUGUGGAUGACCUACGAGGCCGUGGUGGCCGGCGUCUUCCCCUUCUUCGUGACGGCCACCGUCCUGCGCCUCUUCUAUGGCGGCAGCCUGUGGGACGUGCUGUGGGUCCUGCUCUGCGUCCAGCUGGUGGCCUGCAUCAAGGCGCUCUACGCCUGCUGGCUGCGGGGCAGCCCCCGCAUGCUCUUCAUGAGCCUCUACGCCCUGCUCUACAUGGGCGGCCUCCUGCCGGCCAAGUACUUCGCCAUCGCCACCAUGAACAAGAGCAGCUGGGGCACCUCCGGGAGGAAGAAGAUGGUGGGCAACUUGAUGCCCCUGCUGCCCGUCUCCAUCUGGGGGCUCCUGCUGCUGGGGGGGCUGGGCUACACCAUCUACCAAGAGGCCCAGCCCGUCUGGACCAGCCUGGUCAAGCAGGCCGAGCUGAGAUACCUGGUCAUCGGGGUGGGCGUCUACCUGGGCUACUGGGCCGGCAUGGUGCUGCUGUACUGGGUGUGGAUCCGGCGGUGCUGCCGGAAGCGGGCCGAUCACUACACAGUCCAGGUGUGAGGCCCGGACACCAGGGUUCCUUGUUAUUCUCUUCCUACCUCACACCCCUGGCCUGGCUGUGGAGAAGCUGGAAGGCCGGAUUAGACAGGGAAGUGAUGGCUAGUGGGGAGAGAAGGGAGCAAGGGUGCCAGGACUCCUGGGUUCCAUCCCCUGUUCUGGGAGGUGAGUGGGGACUUGUAGCUGGAGCAGGGGGCUUGGAGCCCCGACUCCUGGAUUCUAUCCCUGACUCUCGCAGGGGAAUGGGGUCUGGUGCAGAGAGUUGGAUUACAGUGGACGAGAAGCUGGAUAUGAGUCAGCAGUGUGCCCUUGUUGCCAAGAAGGACAACGGCAUAUUGGGCUGUAUUUGUAGGAGCGUUGCCAGCAGAUCGAGGGAAGUGAUUAUUCCCCCCUAUUCGGCACUGGUGUGGCCACAUCUGGAGUAUUGUGUCCAGUUUUGGGACCCCCACUACAAAGGGAUGUGGACAAAUUGGAAAGAGUCCAGCGGAGGGCAAUGAAAAUGACAUGGGGGCUGGGGCAGAUGAUUUAUGAGGAGAGGCUGAGGGAACUGGGAUUGUUUAGUCUGCAGUAGAGAAGAGUGAGGGGGGAUUUGAUAGCAGCCUUCAACUAGCUGAAGGGGGGGUUCCAAAGAGGAUGGAGCUCGGCUGGUCUCAGUGGUGGCAGAGGACAGAACAAGGAGCAAUGGUCUCAAGUUGCAGUGGGGGAGGUCUAGGUUGGAUAUUAGGAAACACUAUUUCACGCGGAGGGUGGUGAAGCACUGGAAUGGGUUACAUAGGGAGGUGGUGGAAUCUCCUUCCUUAGAGGUUUUUAAGGUCAGGCUUGACAAAGCCCUGGCUGGGAUGAUUUAGUUGGGCAUUGAUCCUGUUUUGAGCAGGGGAUGGGACUAGAUGACCUCCUGAGGUCCCUUCCAACCCUGAUAUUCUGAUUCUAUGAGUCUCAAACAGGGGGUCAUGACUCCUCAGUGGGUCACAGGUUAUUAUGUGGGGUUCGUGAGCUGUCAGCCUCCACCCCAAACCCUGCUUCGCCACCAGCCUUUAUAAUAGUGUUGAAUAAUAAAAUAAUGUAUUUUUAAUUUAUAAGGGGGGGAGGAGGUCACUCUCAGAGGCUUCCUGUGUGAAAGGGGUCACCAAUACAAAAGUUUGAGAACCACUCGUCUAGUGGUUAGAGCAGGGAGGCUGGGAGUCAGGACUCCUGGAUUCUCUCAUCACUGAAGCCAUGCCUACACUGCAGGGACUACAGUGGCAUAGCUCCAGUGCCAGAAUGAUGCCAGCCUCACCCCGUAGCAUAGACGCAGCCGACAACAGCACGGGGCGGGGAGGUUUCCCUCGGGGUGGGACACUCCCCCCCCCAACACACCCCUGCAUGGCGCUAGGUCUGCUGGCUGAUGCCUUCUUCCACUGACCGCUGGGCAUCUCUUCAGCGCUCAGUGGGGUGGGGGGGCGUAGAUUGUUCACACCCCAUCAGCCCUGUAGCUCUGUCAGUCCCAAGACACAGUAGCUCAGAAACUUCCAUCUUUCCCCUACUACCUAGUUAAUGUCCAGCUCCAAGAAAUUGUCUGAUCUCGUUUUAUUUAUUAAUCUCAUGCUCUGCAACUCCCACACCCGCACAUCUCUGUUGGGACUGUCUUAAACCAGUGUUGAGAUGCAGCUGCCUCUGGGGUGGGGCACGGGACCUGUUUACACAGGGAAUCCUUUGCCAGGCGUUGAGACGUCGUUGUUUCUGUUGCGGGGUGCAGGAGCUGUUUAUCCAGUAUGGCACUGAGAUGCAGCCGCCUCUGGGGUGGGGGGGCUGGUUACACAGGGAUCCCUCACCCACCGCUGAGAUUCAUCCGUCUCUGGGGAGGAGAGCAUCAUUGCUGGACUUUUAUGUUGCGGAUGCCGUUACGUCUGCCGAAUGGCCACGCUCACUGGUCAAAGCUCACCUCUUCCAAAUCAGUAAUGCCUGAGCACUUCGGGAGGAUCUCCCUUCACAGCGGUAGUAGGUUUUUACCUGCACUGUGCAGUUUGGCCAUUCCAGGCCGACAAAUGCUGCCAACUUUACAUCCUGUCGCCAUUUCCUCGCACUGAAAAGAUCCCACUCCAGAUUCUGAGUUUGGGGAUGAAGGAGGGGAUUCGCUGCCCUUGCUGGGUGGAUCCUUUCACCUCAAUAAACUUUACAGAUCGUGAGGGCGAGAGGAGGCCCCUUUCCAGCAGGGAAAUGAAGGAACAUCCUCUAUUUAUUUGUCUGUAAUAAUUACAAAGAGCCAUUUAACAGGAGAGAUUUUUAUUGGGUUUAUUUUAUGAACUGUGGCAAAUAAAAUGUAUUUUUUUUGA